ACACUUCAGAGAAGCGGUGGGUUUGUGGUCUCCAGUUCCGUUGCAGACUGGAAAGCCAGCCCUGCCGUCAUGUUGUUUCACACAUGUCUGUCUAAGUUCAUCCAACAGCUCCUCCCUCUCGGUGAAGCUCAAAGUCGAAAAAACCACUUUUGUUCCCCUUGUCUCCUUGAGACCACCCUCACCUCACUACGCCAGCUUUAUUUCUACCUAUAAAAAGGCCAGGCAGUGAUAUUCGUGCUCACAGUCAGUUUUCUCAAGUGCAGCGUGAAUAGGCAAGACGAUGGAUUAACCGUCAGCUUGCAUCCAUCACCGAGACGAGACAUGUCUCUGUUGAAUAUUUGCGUCCAAGCCGGACUCAUGCUGUCCCUCCUUCAGCGUUCGUAUCAGUCGUGCACAGACGGGAUACCCAAACAGUGCAUGGAGGCAGAAAUAGCUCCGGGUACCAACAUGGCCGGGGAAGGCUUUGAUAUCACCAAAAUGGAGCGUAAGGGCUCCUUUGUGCUCAACAUGAGCAAGUGGAAACGCAAGGAUAAAACAUGCACCCUGUGCACAAACCCCUACUUAGAGAACAUAAAGCAAAAGCUCCCGUUGUCGGUGGUGAACUGGAGAGCAAAGCAGUCCUGCAGCAUGAAGGUGGCCACCUCGCUCCACCAAUCCAGCGAGUCUCUGGUCAGCUCCAUCACCUCUUCUGUGGAGAACAACUGGAAGGUCAAUCUAAAUUGUGAUAUGGGAGCGAAAAGCGCCUCAGUGAUGCUCGUUGGUACCCAUUCUAAACUGGCUGAAUACUCCAUGGAAAAAACCAAGAAGGACAAGUUCAGCUUCGCGAGCCACAGCUUUUCCUGUGAGUUCUACAGCUACGGAGUGUCCAGCAAUCCUGGACUGCACGGAGAAUUUAAAAAAGCAUUGAAAAAACUACCGAAGACAUACAGCCCUGAAAGUAAGCAGAGGUAUUACAAACUGAUCGAUAACUUUGGCACCCAUUACAUCACCAAGGUGAAGAUGGGAGGAAGUGUUCAAUCUGUGACCAGCAUCAGGCAGUGCCAGGCCAGCCUGAAUGGAAUCAGCUCGGAGGAGGCGCAGAUGUGCCUGGAGGCCGAGGCGUCCGCCAGUUUCAAAGUUCAACUCAAAACUGAAACAAAACACUGCCAGAAGGACAUCCACAAGAGAGAAAGUAAGGCGUCCUUCUCAAGCAUCUUCAACGACAGGUUCACAGAAACAAAAGGGGGUCAUACCCAGGACCCGGACCUUCUCUUCUCUUCUGAAAAAAACCCAUCAGCCUACAAAGAAUGGCUGAACACCCUGCCACAGAAUCCAGACAUAGUGUCCUAUUCCCUGGACUCGCUUCACGAGCUACUACCCACUGACACCCCUGUCCGUAAGAACCUGCGCUCCGCCAUUAGCCAUUACAUCCUGGAGAAAGGCCUGUGGAAGAACUGCAGCAGCAGCUGCCGGUCCGGCAUCAAGAGCGAUCCGAGGGACACCUGCGUCUGCCAAUGCCACAACGACCCCGCCGUGAACACGGACUGCUGCCCGACCCGUAAGGGCAUGGCGCGGGUCAUCAUCACGGUGCAGCGGGCCGCCGGCCUGUGGGGAGACCACUGCACGGCCACCGACGGCUACGUGAAGGUGUUCUUCAACCGCAUCAUGGUCCAACGUUCGCCGGUCAUUCAAAACAACAACUACCCGCACUGGGCCACGGUGGUCGACCUAGGCACCCAGGACGUGUCCUCCGGGAAAACGGUGAGAUUCGAAGUGUGGGAUCAGGACAACACGUGGGACGACGACCUGCUGGGAGCGUGUGACCAAGUCCUCAAGGCCGGGGUCAAGGAGGAUCUCUGCAACCUGCAGCACGGCCAGCUCUUCUACAAGUUUGAUGUGAAAUGUGCUCCGAGUCUGAGCGGAGACACAUGCGUGGACUACAAGGCUUCGCCCAUGACUCAAAGUCUGGAGAGCAUGUACGUGUCCCGUCAUGCGCAUCCUAUCCCAAAGGCCAUGCUGCGGGAGAUGGGCGUGUUUGUGGAUGAAACGAGCUCUCUGACAAACCAGAGUCUCGCUCCUGAGAUGUCAAAGUUUAAUUAGAUGAUGUUUUCAGAGCCACGCCGCUCUUUGCAUUAGAUCAAUCUAUAAAGGUCAUUACAUCCCGUGUUGUUUCGCUGAUGAUCGCAAAAAGUGAGACGUGUGUCUUUUGGGGAAGAACGUUUCAUGUUGUGAAAAAGUUGACCGCAACACAAUCAUGUAAAAUGCUCAGUUUUUUAUUCAAUUUAAUUAACAAGUCUGCUUUGGUUUGUGUGUGCACAUGUUUGACAGAAGAGCAGUCUGCAUGAAGUCUCUAAGGAAUCAAGAGCAGCAAAAGAUCCAGAUGACUGAACAGUACUGCUAAAAUGUUAAGAUAUUCAUGCACCGACCCAGGUUUCACUUGUGAACAUAUUCAUGUUUUUUUUUCUAUAUCAUGCCUAACAUACUUGCAGAUUGUACGCAUCUUUCAUUUUACACAUUUUUUUCAUGCAUAAAAACUAAUAAUAGUAUACAUAGUAAUAAAGUACAUUUUAAUCCUAUUAUUGUUUUUUUGAUGUUUAACCAUAAUAAAAGCAUAAUAUCUCAAGUGUUUGUACUCUUUUGUGUUUGAUGUGACAUCCGUUUUGGUUUAGAUUUGAGUG
Messenger RNA from Pungitius pungitius (ninespine stickleback), 2657 nucleotides. RefSeq names its product perforin-1-like. The coding region runs from base 322 to 2079 and encodes 585 amino acids. The transcript is spliced from 5 exons. Gene Ontology annotation, molecular function: wide pore channel activity; calcium ion binding; pore-forming activity. Lineage: Eukaryota; Metazoa; Chordata; Actinopteri; Perciformes; Gasterosteidae. Gene Ontology annotation, biological process: immunological synapse formation; defense response to virus; T cell mediated cytotoxicity. The record is from RefSeq and is a predicted model, not a curated record. Gene Ontology annotation, cellular component: membrane.